AUGGUAUCAGACCCUACCCAUCACUUCACGGCGGCGCUGCAAAUCUUGCCUGAAUACUUCGAAUACUUUAACUCCAAUCAAACACACCAUUCCAGAUUUUCCAUUGAGAAAUUUUACAUAACAAUGUUCCAUAUGGAACUCCGUGGUUAUUCUUCCAUGCUCUUCAUUCUUAUACAAGCCAUAAACAAAAUUUCACUUGCAUUUGAGAAUCCACAAUCUCAUCUUGAGCCGAAAGUGUUAUUGCGUGAAUUGGAUGCGUCACCUUCCGAAGGGGAACAAAUAGCUCAAGUUGAUUAUGGAACUUUUGUGUCAAUUGAUUCACAAGACUUUAAACGUGUUGUUCAUGAGUUAAAUGCUCCUUCUGUUAAUGUUUCUCUAACGGCUUCACAAAUCAAGUUCAUGGUUCCAAGAAAGGAGAUUGUUCUUACUAGACGGGAAAGAGGGUGCAUAACGGGAGGUAUUCCAGCAGGAGAGACAUUUAGAUUUUCGAUCACCCUCCAUCCAUUGCUGUUCUUUCAUGAUUUGAGCCAUAAAUCAAAACGGGCAUGGUUGUUCAUGUCAGUUGAUUACUGCACUGUCAUUAUUUUUCCCUUUGGAAUUUUUACACAGUUUUGGGUCUAUUUCCCUCGGUGA
Cucurbita maxima (winter squash) is the source of this 633-nucleotide messenger RNA. RefSeq lists its product as uncharacterized. Bases 1 to 633 code for a protein of 210 amino acids. Lineage: Eukaryota; Viridiplantae; Streptophyta; Magnoliopsida; Cucurbitales; Cucurbitaceae. The record is from RefSeq and is a predicted model, not a curated record. The transcript is spliced from 4 exons.